This is a messenger RNA of Esox lucius (northern pike), 1875 nucleotides long. RefSeq names its product MPV17 mitochondrial inner membrane protein like 2 (gene mpv17l2). Lineage: Eukaryota; Metazoa; Chordata; Actinopteri; Esociformes; Esocidae. The transcript is spliced from 5 exons. Bases 199 to 801 code for a protein of 200 amino acids. Gene Ontology annotation, cellular component: cytoplasm; membrane. Gene Ontology annotation, biological process: mitochondrial ribosome assembly. The record is from RefSeq and is a predicted model, not a curated record.
CCGAAACAACUUGCUGUACGUCUUUGAAAAGCCGCGGUCUUCAAUAGUAGACUACUGCAAAAACGAAUGUACUUGUAUAUGACAGUAGAACAGUGAUGUCGACAUGGUUGGAUGUUUAAGGUCGAUUAAGACAUCGGGAGGUAAACCAGUUCAAUUAGAUUCGCAUUGUUUGGAAUAGCCUAAGAACCAAUAGGAAUCAUGAUUCCGCAGUCCAGCAGAGAAUUUCUCGUCAAGAUUUCUGGUUACUGGAAGCCGCUUUUCAAAGGACGGUUUCUUAUUGUAACCAAUACCGUUAGCUGUGGGAGUAUGCUUGCCGCCGGCGACAUCCUUCAGCAAACCAGAGAGAAACGGAGAGUCCCCGGCAAGGCACGUGACUGGGCUAGAACUGGUAGCAUGUUCGCAGUAGGAUGCUCCAUGGGUCCUUUCAUGCACUACUGGUACCAGUGGUUGGACAAGGUCUUCGUUGGCAACGCUCUACCUGCUGUGGUCAAGAAAGUCCUAACUGAUCAGCUGAUUGCAUCACCGACCAUGGGAGCAUGGUAUUUCAUUGGAAUGGGCAAGAUGGAGGGCCACAGUCUCUCUCAGGGUUUGGAGGAAUUCAAAGACAAGUUCUGGGAGUUCUACAAGGCGGACUGGUGCGUUUGGCCUGCGGCACAGAUGAUCAACUUCUACUUCUUGCCUCCUAAAUUCCGAGUCCUCUAUGUCAACAUCAUCACUCUGGGGUGGGACACCUAUCUCUCCUACCUCAAACACCGAGACAAGGUCGUUGAAGGAGAACCCAGAGACCGCACUGAACUCUGACCAAGCCCAAACAGGAGGAGUGAGGUUUAGAACCCGGCCGGUCACACGAGAAGCUCAAACAAUGUAUUGGGAACUUUGUGACAAAAUUAAUUACUUGAAUUCAGCAUCAGUAUCACUGACAUUGCCAAUACCCCCCAUCCUUCGUGCCUUAAAUGCGCUAACGACGAUAAUUCAAGUUUUUAAUGCUAAACAAUUGUUUAACAGUGAGCGUUGCCUUGCCACCUCGUACAACACAGGACCUAUACCAUUUCUCAGUUAAACUUUAUUGCGGUGCGCCGCCAUGAAGCCGAAAAAUGCUUGUCUUAUUUGUGUAGUGUCCGUCUGCACUGAGUGAAGAUAACACUCGGCACUGUGUAGUUGGUUAAUAUGGUAAUUAUAUUCAGUGUCUGGGGCCUCAUCAUUUCAGUCGCCGGGGUUUCUUCUGAUCAUCUACCAGCCUCAUGAAAUUCAACAUUCAAAUUGAUGUGUUUCCUGCUGAAGUUGACUUCUAUUAUAUUUUUUAUAUAUGUUUUUGGAAUGUUAUUCUUCUGUUGAUAGAGGAGUGGCAGAGGGAAACCUGUUUAAUUAAAGUAUUGGUAUGCCAUAAAUGACACAAUUUUGUUUUAAUACCAGCAAAGUAUUUGUCUCCUGUAUUAAUUCAUUUUUUUCUAUUUAAUAACUCAGAUAUUUUAUGAGCAAUAGCUUUCUCUUGCAUCAUAAAAUAUAAAUAUUGUAAUUUUAAAUUGAAUUGUGGGUAUAGUAUUAUUACUAUUUAAUAUAAUUUAUAAUGUAUUUAUACGUUUGUUAACAAUAAUAUGGUAUGCCAAUGCAGUGAAAGACUACAAUUCUGUAGCUGCAACUGCCUACAGAUGUUUGCUGUUGCAUUGUAAGAGUGUAACGACAUACAAUUGUCAAAUGUGUAUGUAUUUAUGAGAUCAGUAUAAAUAAUCAAUCUAUAAUAAAAUGUGCAAAGUACUGUGCUUUUGGAAAUUAUCCUGUCCACUUAAUUUCCUGCACAUUUGUUUGUAAUUAGGACUUGACUAAUUAGGACUUGAUGUAAAAAUAUGUUUUGCUAUCAAUCUUAACAACAUAUUU